GAAAAAGCAGUGCUAUGGCCUAAAGAAACAGUCAGCGGUUUCUGGUUUUGGUAAACAGCAGUUUUUCCAAGCUCAGUUGACUCCGCCACUCUUAAACGCGUUGGCAUUUAAUAUUUCUUUCCCCCAAUGUUUACCCAUGUGGGGAGUUUCCGUAUGACGGAGAGCGUGUCCAGUCCUGCCGUUUUUCCAAUUCUGCGCUUGGUGGCAGAUAUUUGAUUUGCUCCAGGGCCGUAAAGUUUAGGAGCUAGGGUUUCGAUUACAAGGGUUUGCAGGGUUGGGAUUUUACUGGAGCGGAGGUGAGGGGAGGUUUCGUUACUGAUGGCGGGGGAGCAGCGACAGUAUGGUGUUUUGAGCCCCAUAUCGACGGCAGGUCCCAGCGGAGCAGAUCGCGCUAGGAAUCGACAGCUGGAAGAGUUUCUGAAGAGUCAAGGGCUCUAUGAGGGCCCCGAGGAGGCUGCGUUGAGGAAAGAAGUAUUGGCUGAGAUUUCUCAGAUUGUGAAAACAUGGGUCAAGUACGUAACAAAACUAAAAGGUUAUGAAGAACAAAUGAUUGAGGAAGCCAAUGCUAAAAUAUUUACAUUUGGGUCAUUCCGAUUAUCUGUUCAUGAUCCGGGGGCAGAUUUAGAUACUUUAUGUGUAGGUCCAUGUUAUGUGAAUAGGGAGGAAGACUUUUUUGUCAUUCUGCAUGAGAUACUGGCUGAAAUGCCAGAAGUUACUGAGCUCCAACCUGUACCUGAUGCUUAUGUACCUGUCAUGAAGUUUAAGUUCCGAGGGAUAUCUAUUGAUUUGUUGUAUGCGAGCAUAUCACUUUGGGUUAUACCAGAAGAUUUGGAUAUUUCUCAGGAGUCAGUUUUACAGGAGACUGAUGAGCAAAGUGUUUUGAGUCUAAAUGGAUGCAGAGUUGCAGAUCAGAUAUUGCAACUUGUACCAAAUGUUGAGCAUUUUCGUACUACACUACGAUGUAUGAAACUCUGGGCCAAAAAGCGAGGUUUAUACUCAAAUGUUACGGGAUUUUUGGGUGGUGUCAAUUGGGCAUUAUUAGUUGCUCAGAUUUGUCAGCUCUAUCCAAAUGCAAUUCCCAGCAUGCUGGUAGAAAGAUUCUUUCGCGUUUAUACUCAGUGGCGUUGGCCAAAUCCAGUGAUGCUAUGUCCUAUAGAGGAGGGGACUCUAGACUUACCUGUGUGGGAUCCACGUAGAAAUCCUCGGGAUCGAACCCAUCUAAUGCCUAUAAUCACACCAGCAUAUCCAUGUAUGAACUCCAGCUACAAUGUAACCAGUAGCACACUUCUAGUAAUGACAGAGCAAUUUGGGAAUGGGAAUAAGAUUUGUGAGGACAUUACAAUGAAUAAGGCAGACUGGACUGCUCUUUUUGAGCCUUACUGUUUCUUUGAGUCAUACAGAAACUAUUUGCAAGUAGACAUUAUAGCUCUAAAUCAAGACGAUCUGCGGACAUGGAAGGGCUGGAUUGAGUCUCGGUUAAGGCAGCUCACUUUAAAGAUUGAGCGGGACACUUUUGGCAUGCUACGGGUACACCCUUAUCCUCAUGGAUACUGUGAUCCAUCUACUCAGGGAGAGCGUUGUGCAUUUUUUAUGGGUUUACAACGGACUCAAGGAGUGCCAGUACAGGAGGGUCAGCAGUUUGAUAUUCGAGGAACUGUGGAUGAAUUUAAGGCUUCAUUGUUUUCAUACCAUCUUUGGAAACUUGGAAUGGACAUUUUUGUUUCGCAUAUUCGUCGUAGGCAGAUUCCAUCAUAUGUUUUCCCUGGGGGGGCAAUACCAAAUCGAUCUUCAAAAGUUGCAAAUCCAAGAAUGAAGACUUCUCCUGGAAGUAAUGGUGGAAACUCAGUUGAUUAUUCUGCAAGAGUUGCAAAUCAAACGCUGAGGGCUUCACCAGAAAGCAGCAGCGGAAACUCUUGUGAUGAUUCUGCAAGAGACCUGAAUCAAACGAUGAGGGCUUCUCCUGGAAGCAGCAAUGGGAACAUUGGUGAUGAUUCUUCAAGAGUCACAUGUCAGACAGCAAUCAUUUCUUCUGGACAGAGUAUUGGAAACUCUGGUUGUCAACCUGGAGAAGAGUGUGACAAGAUAAUGUCUGCGAAUUUCAAAAAGAGAAAACAUGAUGGUGAACAAAACAUCUUCAAACGAGAGAAACAAGCAAGUAUGAGUUCAUUUGGUGCAGCAUCUUCUUCUGGGUUGGACAGUGGUGGUUUAUUUCAAGUCAACGCAGAGGAGGUAGCUUUUAGGACUACUGAUGGUGAUCUGGGAAACUGUUGUAAAGACAAUGGAGUUCCAGUGGUGCCGUGUGGUGCUAGAGCUAUUGAAAUGGAAUUGCUGGGAAAUGGUCAUGUGGUAAAAGCAGGAAAUUUUCAGAAUGGGCUAGUUGUGGAGCAUUCGCCGGUGUCACUUGGAAAAGUUUUGGUAACUCAAGCUGGAGCAAAAGCUGGAUCUGUGAGCAAGCCUGUUGCAAGGGUUGGUCUUGCUUCAAUAGCAUGAUACCGAAAAGGUGCGCUUCAAGCUUCUGAGAACUCUACCAUCUACAUUUUCUGUGGUAAUAUUGUUCUCAAUUGUAUCGUUCAAACUAAGACUAACAUCUUUAACAACGAUGGGUGCGGUACUGUAAGUGGUUCCUUUUUUUUUUUUUUAAUUUCUCAUUUUUAAGAAAGACAGUUAUGGUGUCCAAAGGGUCGGGUUGGUAGGGUUAAACGGAUUUCCUGACCUCAUGGAGAAAUAUUGGAGGUAUGAAGUCCCAUGCAGUGAGGUUUAUAUCACCAAAUACAGGCGUGUUGAAAUCAUAGAAUUACUGUCUUCCUCAUCUGUGAGCGUGCCUUUUGCUGAUGCAUGCGGUGCUCCUUGUUGACCAAAUGUAGAGGUAAUCUGUUCUGCUGCAGAGUCUGCAGGUAGCUUCUCCAGUGCAUAGAGGACCAAUGGUUCUUUCAAAAGGGUUAUACAUCUGUUCUUAGUUUAGUUUGUUUUUAGUUGUAUACUAGCUAAUUUAGGUAGGGAUCCAGUUUUUAGCAUUUGAGAUGUAUAUUCAUUCAUUUUGGUUCAGAUUACGAGGCCAACAGGCAGAGUAAUCAAUUCUCUUUGAUACAGAACCAAUUGUUGCACUCUUAAUGUAAUAAAAUUUCCCCGCCCCUGUUAUUUAUGUUA
Cryptomeria japonica (Japanese cedar) is the source of this 3147-nucleotide messenger RNA. Its product is annotated as nuclear poly(A) polymerase 4. The record is from RefSeq and is a predicted model, not a curated record. Gene Ontology annotation, molecular function: poly(A) RNA polymerase activity; RNA binding. Gene Ontology annotation, cellular component: nucleus. The transcript has 12 exons. NCBI's taxonomy places the organism in Eukaryota, Viridiplantae, Streptophyta, Pinopsida, Cupressales, Cupressaceae. Bases 319 to 2490 code for a protein of 723 amino acids.